AGAACAAUGCGAGGAGCUUCGUGCACAGUGGGUGAAGAAGCAUCACAAGGAAUUGUGUGAAGACUGGCUGGCCCAGCUAGCUCUGAAGGAGGAACUGAAAAAGCAACAGAAGAAGGAGGAGCAGAUGUUUGCAGAGCUUUGGAAAGAGGAUACGUUGGCUAAGGAAAAGCAAGAGGCGGUGGAGACGCAGAAAUCAGCAGAACAGAAUCGGGAAAUCCUGAAUGCGCUCAGUGCCCAGGUAGCGGUGCUCAGUGCUCACAAAGAGGAGGCCAAGCGGCUGAAGGAAGAAGAGGCUCGGUUGCUGGAAGAACAGCAGCAACUGCUUAAGCUAGAAAAUGAACAACUUCAGGUGGAGAAACGACAGAAACAGAAGGAACGCAGGGAUAUGUUGCUCAGUGCGGCACGGGACAAGAAGAAUCGUCUCAAUGAAGAAAAACAAGGUGAACUUGCCCUAGAGAUGAAGAUCUUGGAACAAUCUCUUCAGAAACCCCAGGAGGACAGUGAGAAGAAAACAAAGAGCAAACAAGAGCUGUUCAAGGAGCAGCAGACUUACCUGGCACACCUGGCUCAACAGCUGGAGGAGGAGAAACGGCGAGAAAAAGAAGCGGACAAGCUCCUCGAUGAAGAGAUGGCAAAGGUUUGGGCCAAGAAGGCUGAGCAAAUGCGAUUAGAAAAGGAGGCGAGAAAGCAGCUACUGAAAGGGGUCCUGAAUACAAGACAACUGCAGAUUGAGGAGAAGCUGCAGAGAAAUGCACAGGAGCAGAAAGAACUCGCUCAAGAGAGGAAGUUAUUAGCUGAAGCAAUCACAGAACUCAAGCAUAUAGAAGAAGAAAAAUAUGCAAGAAAAGUAAAGGAAGCAAAGGAAUACCAAGAGCACCUCAGGGCUCAAAUUGCCUGUCGACAACAGGCCCGUGAUGCUGAGGAAGAAGAGAAGCAGCAAGAAUAUGAAUCGGGUCUAGCAGCAGAAAGAGCGUACCAAGAAAGGCUACAGGACAUUCUAUCAAGGCCCUGUGAGAAACGAGAAAAAACCCACCCUUUGAGAAGAAAACUAACGUCUAAGUCUCAAGGAGAUCACUUACUAUGA
Molecule: messenger RNA, 1084 nt
Organism: Cariama cristata (Red-legged seriema)
Lineage: Eukaryota; Metazoa; Chordata; Aves; Cariamiformes; Cariamidae
Gene: CFAP53
Product: cilia and flagella associated protein 53
Exons: 5
Source: RefSeq, a predicted model, not a curated record